AUGGACAAUGAACAGAACGUGGUCGAAGGUAAUGGGUACUCGAUAUCGAAAGUCCUGGCGAUACCGUUGCAACAACAGACUAAAACGGAAUUGUGGAUUGGAACCACAUUGUGUUUGACGGCAAUGGCUGGUGCUCGAGUUGCGCCAUCGCAAAUACUGUCCAUCGUUGGCGGAGAUGCUAUACCCAACGAGUCAAAUGUGCUUCCGUGGAAAGCGGAUGUGGCUAAUGCGUUUUUCUUUGUUGGGAAUUUUGGCGGAUCACCAACGGCAACAGAGUACACCAAAUUUUUCAUUCGUGAAGUGUUCAAUUGCAACGCACACAACAAACCACACAAUAACAUUCACAUAAAAAUGAAACACGUGAAGGGCAAAAUGCUACAGGAAUUGUCAGAACAAGUCAACAUACCACACAGACACAUGCAAUAUUUACGCGAGCAUUACCUCCACUCCAAUCACAGUCACACUACCUCCAGUCUACAGUUCGAUCCGUUUCCAUUUCUGAAUCACAACAGACAAAAGUAUCACUUCAUCGUUAACGAUGCUCAGUGUACCGCAUCAGUCGUAAUGGCCGGUGUAUUGGCCUCAUUAAAAUUGACCAACACCCGUUUGAGCGACAAUACAAUCUUGUUACAAGGAGCCGAAGAAGCUGCUUUGGCUAUAGCUUCGUUCUGUGUUAUGGCUAUGAAGAAAGAUGGUCUUAGUGAAGCAGACGCAGCUCGGAAAUUGUGGGUGGUUGAUAAUAAGGGACUGAUUGUUAAGAAUCGUCCAAAUGGUGGUUGGAAUGCCAGUUUUUCGUCAUAUGCUCAUAAACAUGAUCCGGCUGAUACUUUGGCUGAGGCCGUCGAACAAAUUAAGCCUACAAUAUUAGUUGGCGCUGCAGCUAUUGGAGGUGCAUUUACACCAGCUAUUUUAAAGCGAAUGGCUGAAUUCAACGACAGACCAAUAAUCUUCGCUCUUUCAAAUUCAACAAGUAAAGCUGAAUGCACCGCCGAAGAUGCUUACAAAUAUACCAGCGGUAAAUGUGUCUUCGCUUCUGGUUCGCCAUUCCCACCUGUCGUAUACGAUCGAAAGACAUAUUUUCCAGGACAGUGCAAUUCCUCACACAUAUUCCCAGGUGUCGCACUUGCAGUUAUUUGCACUGGUGCAUCGACCAUUCCAGAAGAGGUAUUUCUGAUAUCGGCCGAAAAACUGGCUGGUAUGGUUACAGCUGCUGAUCUGGAUAAAGGAAGCUUGUAUGGACGAUUCGACAAUUGUAUCUUGCAAAUUGCAACGACAAAUUUUUUAUACGAAGCAGGUGUCCUCAUAUUUAAGCUCACCGUGAUUGAAACAACAAAACCGACAGCGACCAAAUGA
Bradysia coprophila is the source of this 1353-nucleotide messenger RNA. RefSeq names its product NADP-dependent malic enzyme-like. Gene Ontology annotation, molecular function: NAD binding; malate dehydrogenase (decarboxylating) (NADP+) activity. Lineage: Eukaryota; Metazoa; Arthropoda; Insecta; Diptera; Sciaridae. The record is from RefSeq and is a predicted model, not a curated record. Gene Ontology annotation, cellular component: mitochondrion. Gene Ontology annotation, biological process: pyruvate metabolic process; malate metabolic process.